UAAAUUAUAUCCAUUCAUAUCAAUACUUGAAAGAUGUCUUCUGUUACUUCCUCUACCCAUCUUGAUGCUAAGUCUGACUUGCAAAGAAAUCUUGCUGAUUUUCACCCUAACGUUUGGGGAGAAUAUUUCCUUCAAUAUGCUUCUGAAUCUAUUGAAUUUGAUCAGAAUAUUGGAGCACAGAUUGAAACAUUGAAAGAUGAAGUGAGGAAGAUGCUUCUCUCAAAAAUCGAAAAUCAAUUGCUAAAAGUUAAUUUGAUUGAUUCAAUAUGUCGUUUGGGUGUGAGCUAUCAUUUUGAACAUGAGAUUGACGAAGUUUUGCAACAUAUUCAUAAGACUUGUGUUGAAAAUGAAGAAAUAAUUCUUGAAGACAAUCUCCACUCUAUUGCUGUGCUAUUUAGGGUCUUGAGGCAACAAGGAUUUCGUGUUUCCUCAAAUGUGUUCACCAAGUUCAAGGACGAGCAAGGAAAUUUUAGGGAAAAUCUUGUCACUGAUGUUGAAGGGAUGUUAAGUUUGUAUGAAGCAUCACAUAUGAUGAUUCAUGGAGAAGACAUCUUAGAAGGAGCAAUGACUUUCACUUCCACCAACUUAGAAUUCAUUGCUACCCAAUUAAACCCUUCUCUUGCUGCACAAGUCAAAUAUACUUUAAAGCAGGCUCUUCACAAGAACUUGCCCAGGCUAGAGGCACGACGCUACAUUAAUAUCUAUGAACAAAAUCCAUUGCAUAGUGAAAUUUUACUCACUUUGGCAAAACUCGAUUUUAAUAUGCUUCAAACCUUACAUCAAAAAGAAUUUGGUAAUAUUUGCAUGUGGUGGAUUGGAAUGGAUGUUCCUAGAAAAUUCUCUUUUGCACGAGAUAGGAUUGUGGAAUGCUGCUUUUGGAUUUUAACAGUAUAUUAUGAACCCCAAUUUUCUCAAGCAAGGAAAAUAAUGACGAAAUUAAUUGCCAUGUUAUCGAUAAUCGAUGAUACUUUUGAUGCAUACGGAACCAUUGAUGAACUAGAACUUUUUGCCAAGACAAUUGAGAGGUUUUUCAGGUGGGAUGUGAAGAACUUGGAUGAUCUUCCAGAAUAUAUGAAAUUAAUUUAUAAAAUGGUCUUGAAGAAUUUGGAAGAAAUAGAACAAGAUAUGACUAAAGAAGGGAGACUCUUUACCCUUAAAUACUACAUAAAAGAAUUCCAAAUGACAGUCGAUGCAUUUAUGACUGAAGCAAGAUGGUUCAACAAUAAUUAUGUACCAACAAUAGAAGAGUAUUUGAACAUUUCAAAAAUAUCAAGCGCUCAAUCAUUAUUGAUAACAUGUUCUUACAUUGGCAUGGGAGACAUAGCUACAGAAAACAUUUUCAAAUGGGUAUCAGAUAAACCAAAAAUGGUGAAUGCGGUUGCUACUCUUUGUAGGCUAAUGGAUGAAAUUGUAUCUAGUGAGUUUGAACAUAAAAGAGGACACGUUUGUUCAUUGUUGGAUUGCAUUAUGAAGCAAAAUGAGAUGUCUAGGGAAGCUGCUAUUGAAGAAUGUAGAGAGAGAAUUGUAAAUACUUGGAAAGAUAUAAAUGAGGAAUGUCUUAAGCCAACUGAAGUUCCAAUGCCUUUUUUGACUCGUGCUAUCAACCUUUCACGUUUUAUGGAUGUUUUUUACAAAGAUAAAGAUAACUACACACAUUCAGAAGGAUCGAUGAAGUCAUACAUCAAACUUGUGCUUGUGGAUCCAAUUCCAAUUUGAGCUUUAAUGUUUUAGUCUUAUUGUCUUUAAGUUUGAAUAAAAAAACAUGCAUGCAUGUGUACCUAUAUGUUAUGUGCGGUAUUUUUCCUUUUGUUUUUUUGUUUGUUUUUAAUAGUGGAAGUUGAUCCAUUUACCUGACCCUGUUUAGUGGGAUAAAAGUUGCUUGCUUUCGUUGUUGUUGUUAUUGUUAAUGUGAUAUUUCUUUUGUUGAAAUAAAAAUCAUGUGUUAUCGUC
This is a messenger RNA of Vicia villosa (hairy vetch), 1950 nucleotides long. RefSeq names its product probable terpene synthase 2. The transcript is spliced from 7 exons. The record is from RefSeq and is a predicted model, not a curated record. The coding region runs from base 34 to 1716 and encodes 560 amino acids. Gene Ontology annotation, molecular function: terpene synthase activity; magnesium ion binding. Lineage: Eukaryota; Viridiplantae; Streptophyta; Magnoliopsida; Fabales; Fabaceae. Gene Ontology annotation, biological process: diterpenoid biosynthetic process.